Messenger RNA from Nicotiana tabacum (common tobacco), 1326 nucleotides. Lineage: Eukaryota; Viridiplantae; Streptophyta; Magnoliopsida; Solanales; Solanaceae. The record is from RefSeq and is a predicted model, not a curated record.
AUGGUAGAGAUCUGGGGGAUGCUCCAGCAACUCAUUGGGACAAAUGGUAAGAUGCAAGAAAAGUUGGCAGUACAUGAUUCAGCUAUAAAGAACAUUGAAACUCAGUUGGGGCAGUUGUCUAUGGCUUUAAACAACCGCCCCCAGGGAACAUUGUCAACGAACACAAAUAUUAACCCCAAGGAGCAAAACCCGAAUCAGCUGAUGGCAGUAAGUCUCCGAAAUGGGAGAGAUUUAGACAAAGAGCAGGAGGUUGCACAAGCCAACAAAGACACUACGCUAGCCACUCCAAUUCCACUAGAGGUAGAUGAACCAUCAAAUCUGACUGAAGUGGUAGUUGAACAGGGUCAAGAUGAAAAGGGUAAGGCUAAGGUAAAUGAACAAGUUGCAGAACAGGUGGUGCCUCUCGUGCCACAGAACCCCAACAGAGAGAAGCCAGCAAAUAGUGCACAAAGGGUGAGACCUGCACCAUUCACUCAGAGACUGUUGAAUAUUCCUUUGAUAGAUGCCUUGAGGGAGAUUCCAGGUUAUGCGAAGAUGAUGAAAGAUCUAAUGUCACGGAAGUUAGAUUUUCAGGACCUAUCCACAGUGACUCUAACGCAGACCUGCAAUGCAGUAGUGACCAAACCGAUGGCUCAAAAGAUGUCAGACCCAGGUAGCUUCACUAUUAAAUGCACGAUUGGGAGUUAUGCCUUUGCAAAGGCAUUAUGUGAUUUGGGAGCCAGCAUAAAUUUGAUGUCUCUGGCUGUAUACACCAAACUGGGCAUUGGCAGAGCUAGACCGACUUCGAUGCUGCUGCAGCUGGCUGACCGCACGGUAGAUGAGGAGAAACCUAUCAUUUUAGGUAGGCCAUUUUUGGCCACUGGGAGAGCACUGAUCGAUUAUGAGACUAGGGAAUUAAAAAUGAGACUGAACGAUGAAGAAGUCAUAUUUAAUGUUCAGCAAUCUAUGAGGAGACCUAGUGAAUAUGCUAAUUGCUCUCUAGUGGAGGCAGUGGAUGUGAUCCUGCAAAAAGAUGAUGUGACCCUGAAUACUAAAGAUCCAUUGGAGGCAUGUCUGACAAAUUUAGAAGAGAUGGAUGGUGAAGGGUUAGCUGAGUGGGUCAUGGGACUUGAAGGACAAGGAUUCUGGAAAAGGGAACCUCAGUUCGAGUCCCUUGAGUUAGAAAAAAGGGCUACACCUCUAGCAAAGCCAUCAGUAGAGGAACCACCCAAGCUGGAGCGGAAGCCGCUCCCAGCUCACCUUAGGUACAUUUUCUUAGGCCCUGAUUCUACUUUGCCUGUUAUUAUAUCAUUCAGUUUGCUAGAUGUGCAGGUAGAACAGCUCUGA